Gallus gallus (chicken) is the source of this 3123-nucleotide messenger RNA. RefSeq names its product interferon stimulated exonuclease gene 20kDa-like 2 (gene ISG20L2). Gene Ontology annotation, molecular function: nucleic acid binding; 3'-5'-RNA exonuclease activity. Gene Ontology annotation, cellular component: nucleus. Lineage: Eukaryota; Metazoa; Chordata; Aves; Galliformes; Phasianidae. The coding region runs from base 34 to 945 and encodes 303 amino acids. The transcript has 3 exons. The record is from RefSeq and is marked validated.
GGGGGGGGGGUGUUGGGCGCCGCCGGCUUCAGCAUGUCGGACCUCAUCCUCAACGUCACCUUUGGGGUCGUCGAGCCCGCCCGCCGCGCCCCGGCCGGGAACCGCAAGCACAAGAAAUUCGUGAGGCGACGGCAUUUGGAGCGGAAGCGUGCGCUCGAGCGGAAACAGCGCCCGGCGGCCCUCCAGCUCGGAGGGGGCUGCCCAAGGAAGCGCGGCGGUAGAGGCCGCAGGAAGAGGAGGCCGGAGGCGGGCGGCGGGGAGCGGGAGGAGCACAAAGAGCACGAAGGAAAAGAUCCCCCCGGGUCCUCCGGCGGCACCACGCAAGAAACGGGCACCAAAAGGACACAGGGAGCAAAAAAAGCCGCUAAGGGCCCGGUGCGAGCCACCGGGCUGCCCCCACCGCCCAGCAAGCUCGUGGCUAUCGACUGUGAGAUGGUGGGCACCGGGCCCGGCGGGUGCACCAGCUCCUUGGCCCGCUGUAGCAUUGUGGGCUAUGAGGGCGACGUGCUGUAUGACUCCUACGUGCGGCCCACGGAGCCCAUCGUGGACUACCGCACCCGCUGGAGCGGCAUCCGCAAGAAGCACAUGGUCAACGCUGUCCCCUUCUGCAAGGCCCAGCGGGAGAUCCUGAAGAUCCUCUCUGGAAAGGUGGUGGUUGGCCAUGCCGUACACAACGACUUCAAGGCUCUCAAGUACUCCCACCCCAAAGAACUCACCCGUGACACAUCCAAAAUCCCCUUGUUGAACCAAAAGGGUGGGUUCCCCGAGAAUGUCGCCAUCUCCCUGAAGCGCCUCGCCAAGGAACUGCUGCACAAAGAUAUCCAGGUUGGCAAAAGCGGACAUUGUUCAGUGGAGGACGCCAGGACCACCAUGGAGCUGUACAAGGUCGUGGAGGCAGAGUGGGAGCAACACUUGAUGAAAGAACAACACUCUAAGCAGGAGUGACUGCCCCCACAGUCCAUCCCAGACCUCAUGGGUCACAGAGCGUUGAGCCAGUGGGAGGAAGAAUAGGAUGGAGCAGAGGCAGCAAGUGCUGUGGGGCACUCUAGCUCACUGGUAGUAGGGAUAGUGGCAUUACCAAGUUAUGACUGUUCUUUCUCCCUACUCUGAGCAUUGCAUGUGCCUUUGUUAUACUGUGCUCUGUACCCCAUCAGAGAUGUGGGGAGAGCAGGGGCCACCUGUGCCUUCUGGGGGUUCUAUCCAGUCCCAGAGCAGUUCUGGGCUGUCAGAGCCCUUUGGGACCUCAGUCAUGUUGGGGUGCCCAAGCCUGGCUGUACCAGGAAAAGCAUUCCUGGGAGGGCAGCUGGGGGACCCUUGUGGAUGGGUUCUGCCCAGCUGUGGGCAGAGAGGGGACAGGGACAGCUCUGGGUGUGGCACUGGGGCCGCACCAGCUGGGUUCAUCCUGGGCACAGAUCCAGACCCAGGGAGCAACCCCUCACCCUCAGGCCAGUUGCCUCCCAUGUUUCACAACUACCUCUGACAAGGACCAGCAGGAGCCACGACUGCCACAGGGCUCCAGGACUGAAGCGGGCUGAGGCAGGUCCCGCCAGCUGGGAAGUCCCCACGCACCUGGGAGCUGCUCCACCACGGGAUUUGAGUGCUGUCUUCCUCUUUGCGUAAGUGCUGCUGCGGGGGCUGGGGUGGGACCACUGUCCCCAUCUGUCUGUCUGUGCCACUGGGGACGCUGUGUCCUUUACAGACACCUCUGAACGCCGACAUGUAUUUGUUUGCUGAACUCUUGAAUGUGCCCCAAGUUCUCGGUCUGCUCUGGUUAGCCCACCGUGGGAGCUGCUUUGAAGUGAAAUGUUUAUGUUCAGAAUGCCCAUUAAAAAGAAAUGAGUAACAAGACCUUCCUUUUGGCUGCAGGGCCCUGGGGAAGGUGCUUAGCCCUGAGUGCACAGGAAGCAGUGCAGCCUGCACCCGUGGGGCGUAUGACAACCGUGUCUGUCCCCCUGCGUUCCAAAUUGCCAAGCAUGGCUGUGUAUGGAGCAACAGGGGAAGAAGGAGGCACUUCCCACAUCUCCAGCUUGCAGGCUCUGCAUGAAAUCUUGAUGUUGUUUGAAAUCAAAGCAGCUCAGGAGGGGGCUGGGGAAGGGCUUGCCGAGGAGCAGGCACCAGCCUCGACAAGAUCAGUCCCAAAAUGGGUUGAGCGAAACUGCAGGCACAGGCUGCUCCCCCACCUCUAAAUCUUGUUUCUUGUGACCCCAUUUUGGGGCCAGGGCUGCACAGACAGGGGAGAGGGAUGGAGCUCUGCUGCUCUGCCCUCUGGGCUCUGAGCAGACCUCUGGAGCCUGGGGUGACUACUGUCAGCUGUCACCCACCACCUGCCAGCAGCUGCUUCGUGCUGACAUUUCCUGUGCCUCUUCUUGCCCAGGUAUGAGCCAGUCCUGCACGGGGCUCUGUGCAGUUCCAGCAGUAUUGGGACUGGUGUGCAGAGUCCAGGCUUCCUCCCCUUAUUUUGGGCUCUGUGGACAGAGCUGUCCCCAGCUGGGGACCCCUCAUCUGCACCUGAGCCUUGUCGUGGAGAGAGACUGGGAGUGGAGGAGUGGAGGGGCUGGGGGGGCAAAAUGGGUCCUGACUCCAGCGCUGCUGGGCUUAAGCUAGGUUGUGCUCUCUCUUCUCCUUAACGGCAGGAUGAAAACAUCACACUGGCACUGUCCCUAGCUGGUGGAUGUGCUGUGCCCAGGGCAGAGUGGGCUGGGAACCAGCUGGAUCUUACUUACCCUUGAGCCCCCACUGCUGCUAUUCCUUUGGCCAUGGGCUCCGCUGGGGUGGCAGCAGGAGAGAGCCUCGGCCCUCACUCCCUUCCCUGCAUGAGGAGUGGGGCAGCCAAAACCAACAUGCCCAACCCAGGCUGCUAUCCUUCUGCACCUCCUCCAUCACCACAGCUCCAGAGGGUGGGCGCUGCCAGAGUGGUGCCGGUGCUGAGCAGACCCUGGGAGUGCAGCCAGCCUGGCCGGUGCAUCCCCAUGCGUAGCAGGAUGCGACGGGCCUGAAUGCACGUCACAUUUUCCAGUGUUUCGGGGUGUUUAUGCCUUUAUGCUCAGCUCUCAGCAUGUCCCAGGCAGGGAUAAGGGGUGGGAGCAACAAUCGUGGCCGGAAUAAAGCACUUCCCAACCUCCA